Messenger RNA from Ficedula albicollis (Collared flycatcher), 1408 nucleotides. Its product is annotated as transcription factor HES-5-like. Bases 58 to 543 code for a protein of 161 amino acids. Gene Ontology annotation, biological process: regulation of neurogenesis; regulation of transcription by RNA polymerase II; anterior/posterior pattern specification. The transcript has 3 exons. The record is from RefSeq and is a predicted model, not a curated record. NCBI's taxonomy places the organism in Eukaryota, Metazoa, Chordata, Aves, Passeriformes, Muscicapidae. Gene Ontology annotation, molecular function: RNA polymerase II cis-regulatory region sequence-specific DNA binding; DNA-binding transcription factor activity, RNA polymerase II-specific; protein dimerization activity. Gene Ontology annotation, cellular component: nucleus.
GCUUCCAGCAACACGUUUCUCCUGGAUUCCACCCCAAGACCUCUCCGCUCAGGACAGAUGGCUCCCAGCACCGUUUUCUUGGAGCCCGACAACCUGCUGACACCAAAGGAGAAAAACAAACUGAGGAAGCCGGUGGUGGAGAAAAUGCGCCGGGACCGGAUUAACAGUAGUAUCGAGCAGCUGAAACUGCUCCUGGAGAAGGAGUUCCAGAGGCACCAGCCCAACUCCAAGCUGGAGAAAGCCGACAUCCUGGAGAUGACUGUCAGCUACCUGAAGCAGCAGAGCCAGCUGCAGAUGAAGACUGCAGGAUCCUUCCAUAAAAGCUCCCAGUUUGACUACAGAGAGGGCUACUCCAGGUGUUUGCAAGAAGCAUUCUAUUUCCUCUCUCUCCACAAAGUCCGAACUGAAACACAGACCAAACUUUUAAGCCACUUCCAGAAGAGCCAGUCAGCUGCUCCAGAGGUGUCCUUCUCCCCUGGGAACGCCGGUGCCCUGAAACAAGUGUCUCCAAAGGACAGCAGCCCUCUCUGGAGGCCCUGGUAAUCGGGGGAGUCCUCACUGCACAGACCCGUGACAGUCCAGAGGAGGGAUCUGACUGCAUCUGAUAGUCCAGCUCUGAUCCUCUCUCCUGUAGGGAAUUUUAUUUCCCCCCGUGUUUUAUUUAUGUAUGAGAGAAUGCCAUGCUUUUGACUUUUUCGGGAUCCUCUGGCAAAAGUUGAGGUGUUCUGUUUAGUGUUGAAGCUGUGUAAGCACUGGUGCAGUGCUGCCCGGGCAGGGGCAACGUCUUCAGAAUGAAGGAGGGUGUUUGUAAAUUUUACAGUUUUGAUGGACAGGAAUUGCUGUAGGAGAUUUUCUCUAAUAUUCCCAGUAAGAGCCGUCAGCUUUGCUCUGGCUUGACUGACAACUCUGGUUGGCUCAGUCACUCUGGAGGAUAAAUUUAUUCCCUUUGGUUCAUGAACACUUGGUUAAAACAUUACCCUCUAUUUGCUUAUCAGUUGUGCAGCAUCAAAAACGGGUUUGGUUUUGGUUUGGGUUUCUCCCCCAUGGCCCUUUCAUAGUCCUGUAUAUACAGUGUGAGGGAUGACCAGGAGUUAGGAAACUAUGUGGAAUAUUUCUACUAUUUGAUGCUUUUUUCAAUUUAGAAAAAGAGUAUGUUAUUGCUUUAUGUUAAAGAAAAGUAGUAGGUAACAGGCUUGAUUUGUCAAUGUUAUACAUUUUGGGUGUAAGCUAUGCUUUUUUAGCAUUUUCAUUAUAAUAAUGAUUUUUAUCUGUAUUGAGUGGUUGAAUUCAUGGUGGAUGGUGUUUCUCCCAGUGCUGGGACUGCCCUAUGGCUCACCUGCAUACUGUGUAUGCGUCUCUGUGUGUGUAGAGAGAAAUAAAAUGCAUUUGUGUGCAAUUUCUGUGUGGG